This is a messenger RNA of Phlebotomus papatasi, 2191 nucleotides long. RefSeq lists its product as uncharacterized. The coding region runs from base 878 to 1741 and encodes 287 amino acids. The transcript is spliced from 9 exons. Lineage: Eukaryota; Metazoa; Arthropoda; Insecta; Diptera; Psychodidae. The record is from RefSeq and is a predicted model, not a curated record.
GAGCAGCAUCAGUUUGUUCCAAUUGCUUUUGCCAAAGCAUCACAGAAAGGCGCCUCACGUCACGGGAUUCAGUGCUCGUUUGUUCUCCCUCGUGGUCGGUGCGUUCCAAAAAGAUUUUUUUUGUUCAAAAGUUACCGUAUCGUCCAACGGACAAAGCAGUGUGGAACAUAAAAGAAAAUCACCCAACAAUAAUCGUUUCAGUGAUUUAGAUUUUCUUUGGCUAUGUGCUACUGAUCAUGAAGUGAAUCCUAAAUGGAUUGGAAUGAAAAAGGAAAAUGAACUAACAUUUGGAAUUGAAUUGUGUGAUUAAUAAUCAAAGUGUUUGUAUUUUGUUUUAAUUGGUUUGGGCGAGAAAAUCCCACAAAAUUUAUUCCAUGUACUAUUUCAACAUAAAAUGAACAAAUGUCAGGGAGAUAAAAACAUUUCCUAAAUGAAAUGAAUUAAAUAUUAUUACUGGGGAUCCUCUGGAGUAUUGGUGGAUUCGACAAUUAAUAUUUAAAUGCACGAUUUAACCCUGAAACACCUCUCCUUCACUGUUUAGUGCCAUCAAGAGUAUGAAUGAGGUGGUGGACCGAGAGACUAACAAAUAGAGUUAGAGAGACAGAAAAUUCUAUUGCUCGUCCAUGGAGUUAUCAUAUAAACCCAGAGUGUGUCUCGCUGAAAGUAAUUUAAUAAACAAGACGAAAGAGUGAAAGACGAUGAUGCACUUCAAAGUGCUCCAUUGAGCCCACAAUUCAAUUUCUCACAGAACAAUUUAGUGGACAAUUUAUUUGGUGUAAUCCCGCACACAUAGUGAUACAACCAUCAUCGGUACGAGAUCUGUGGAUGUGAUUGAGUUCGAGGAAUUAACCAUUUAGCGUUCUAUACUGAAAUCCCGAUGGCGUUUCGACAGUCCAAACUUGUGCUUCUCUUCCAAUUUCCCACCAUUCUCCUCUUCUUGGCAUCAUGCGGUGACGCCGCCAGAGGACUAAGGAAUUUAACACUGUCGAUUGAACCAGCGUGGGUCCGACGGGGUCAAAGUGCUCAAUUACAUUGUCGCUAUGAGAUGAAAGGAGCUCCCCUAUACUCCGUCAAGUGGUACCGUGGUAACCUGGAAUUCUAUCGAUUCUCACCUUUCGACAAUCCUCCGGCUAAGAUCUUCCCAUAUACUGGAAUUAAAGUUGAUAUGUCAGUAUCGAAUGCCACACAUGUAACUCUGAGAAAUGUGGGAUUCAAUUUGUCGGGAAAUUUCACUUGUGAGGUGACUGCAGACGCACCAUCCUUCUACACCGCUCUUGCGACAAACAUAUUGACAGUUGUCGAACUACCCCAUUCCCCACCUACAUUGUGGACAGAACGAGUGAAGUAUGAUCCAGGCGAUAUGUUAAAUGCAAAUUGUUCGAGUCCACCAUCGAAGCCACCAGCAAGUAUAACAUUUCUUGUGAACAAUACUCCGGUUGGACAUGGCCCGACAGUCCUACACUCCACACACGACAAUUUACAAUGGGCCACGAGGAAUUUAUCCAUUCAGCUCCUACCAUCCCACUACCAGAACGGGCAAUUAGUGCUGAGAUGUACGGCGGAGGUUGGUGCUCUCUAUGCUGAGAGUACUGAAGCCCCACUCGGAACAUCGAGGAAGGAACCAAUUCCAGAACGAGUGACAUCACCCAGUUCAGGAACAAGCCCUAGUCCAGAUGCAGCCACACGAGUAAUUGCCGCAUUGUUAAUUAAAGUGUCUGUCAUACGAUUCCUGACGAGAUAGUGUGUGAGUGAAUGCAAUGGACACCCGUGCGGAUGUUAAGGAAAUGAAGAUGUGAAAAAGAGCGGAAAAUUGCCAGAAAUUUUCACUUGACCUCCUGCACGCAUUAUUAACAUAUUAGGUCUAUCCUUGAGAAGAUUCACCUGGAAGUCAGACUGCAAGUGAAGGAGGAAAACUUUCAGCUAAAGAGUAACGGAAAUUAUAUGUAAAAUUCAUAAAGAUAAUUUCAUGUAUUAUAUAAAAUUGGAGGUGGUUAAAGUGUAUAAUAUGAUAUUCUUAGAGUUACAAGAAUUCAUAAAUAUAUUAUAGAGCAUAAUAAAUAAUUUUGUAAACACCGUUAAGAAUCAAAGAAAAAAUAAAAAAAAACAAGAGAAAUGCUUACGAUUGAAAUUGAAUGAAAAUAUAUAAUCAAUAUUUUAAAUAGCUGUAAGAGGAUAAUAAAUUGUACAAUGA